UAAUCAAGCUCCACUCAGAGCUGAUAGCUGUGCACACACCGCAUCCUCUGCCCACCAACUUGCGUCCCCAGGGGUCGAGGGCCGGGAGGUGCAGUAGCGCCCGCGGGCAGCGCAAGGCAGCAGGGACAUCAGGCAGGGAGGCAGGAAAGCCACCUCUGUCCGGCUUUCUCCUUGAGCUCAGGACUCAGCAGGGAGCCUUGCCUUCCUAUAAGGUCACCCCGCAGGCUUUUUUCUCUUUUCUUUCAACCGACAGACACCCUUCAGAUCCUGGUUGAUUUUCAGAGAGACACAGGAGAGCUUUGGAGUUAAAAGAUGGAUCAUAAUAAGUUUUCUGAAUUUUAAGGAAAAUCAAGGCCAAGAUUUCCACAUCUACCAUUCCUGCAAACCCACCGGGCACACAGAAAAGGAGCCGUUCUUUGGUGCCCACAGAGCAGCUUCCUUCUCUAACGCACCCGGCACUUGGCAGAAGGGAAAACAAAGACCAUCCCUCGCGUGGCCCCUUAGCGCCCCCGCCCUGGUGUGACCAGCCGGCGAGUGCUGCUGGGGGCGCAGGUUCGGCCACCCGGGCAGGGCGGCGACAAGUUCCCGGGCUUUGCCGGCGCGCCCCGGCCUGGGUCCCCUCCCCCGGAGCCCCCUCCCCAGCCGACCGCGGCCCGAGCAUGCGCCGUGCGCCGCGGGAGGCAGGCGGGCGGGCGGGAGCAGCGCGCAUCACUCGGGUCCCCUUCCUGCACCGCGCCGCCAGUUGCCGGUUGCUAAGCAGUUAUCAUUGUUUCUGUGGCGAUUGCAGAGGCUGUUGCUAAUUGGAGAAGACCCACUAAGCCGCAGCAUCUUUCCUCUUCGGCUCCGCUCUCUGCUCUUGGCACUUAAAGAGAGAACUGGGCUGGUCUCCCCACUAUCCCUCCCCCACCCUCCCCAAAAUAGCCGUGUGAUUUCGGAAGUAUGGACUAAAUCACAGUCCUCCCCGCCGACUGGACUCCCGUUGCUCUAAACUCACCGUCGGAUCGCACCUGCCCCUGUGCGCCCUGGACAGAGAUCAUGACUACGGCCAAGGAGCCGAAUGCUUCAGGGAAAUCCGUGCAACAGCAGGAACAGGAGCUGGUGGGGAGCAAUCCUCCACAAAGAAACUGGAAAGGAAUAGCGAUCGCACUGCUUGUGAUUCUGGUCAUCUGCUCCCUGAUCGUCACCUCGGUCAUACUGCUGACACCAGCGGAAGAUAACAGUCUGUCUCAGAAGAAGAAGGUCACUGUGGAAGACCUCUUCAGUGAGGAUUUCAAAGUUCACGACCCCGAGGCUAAGUGGAUAAGCGAUAAAGAAUUCAUCUACAGAGAACAGAAAGGAAAUGUGAUACUGCAGAACGUUGAAACAAAUAUUUCUACGGUGUUAAUAGAAGGCAAAAAAAUUGAAUCAUUAAGAGCCGUCAGAUAUGAAAUAUCUCCAGAUAAAGAGUAUGCUCUUUUUUCCUAUAACGUGGAACCAAUAUAUCAACACUCCUAUACUGGAUAUUAUGUCCUGAGCAAAAUUCCUCAUGGGGAUCCUCAAAGUCUAGAUCCACCAGAAGUCAGCAAUGCAAAACUUCAGUAUGCAGGAUGGGGCCCCACGGGCCAACAGCUGAUCUUUAUCUUCGAGAACAACAUCUACUACUGCGCCCACGUUGGGAAGCAGGCCAUCCGCGUGGUCUCCACUGGGAAGGAAGGUGUGAUUUACAACGGCCUUAGCGACUGGCUGUACGAAGAGGAGAUUUUGAAGACCCACAUCGCCCACUGGUGGUCUCCGGAUGGCACAAGGCUCGCCUAUGCCACCAUCAAUGACUCCCGUGUGCCCAUCAUGGAGCUCCCGACCUACACGGGCUCCAUCUACCCCACGGUGAAGCCCUACCACUACCCCAAGGCCGGAUGUGAAAACCCCAGUAUUUCCCUCCACGUCAUUGGCUUAAAUGGACCCACCCAUGAUCUGGAGAUGAUGCCACCCGAUGAUCCACGAAUGAGGGAGUACUACAUCACAAUGGUGAAAUGGGCCACCAGCACCAAGGUCGCCGUGAACUGGCUGAGCAGGGCGCAGAACGUGUCCAUCCUCACUCUCUGCGACGCCACCACUGGGGUCUGCACAAAGAAACACGAGGAUGAAAGUGAAGCCUGGCUCCACAGACAGAAUGAAGAACCGGUGUUCUCCAAGGAUGGCCGAAAGUUUUUCUUCGUCAGAGCCAUCCCGCAGGGAGGACAAGGAAAAUUUUAUCACAUCACCGUGUCUUCGUCCCAGCCCAACAGCAGCAAUGACAACAUACAGUCCAUCACCUCCGGGGACUGGGACGUGACCAAGAUCCUGUCCUACGACGAGAAGCGGAAUAAGAUCUACUUCCUCAGCACGGAAGACCUGCCGAGGAGACGCCAGCUCUACAGCGCCAACACCGUGGGCAACUUCAACAGGCAGUGCCUGUCCUGCGACCUGGUGGACAACUGCACCUACUUCAGUGCCUCCUUCAGCCGUAGCACGGACUUCUUCCUGCUCAAGUGCGAAGGUCCUGGAGUCCCCACGGUGACCGUGCACAACACAACGGAUAAGACAAAAAUUUUUGACCUAGAAACAAACGAACACGUACAGAAGGCCGUAAACGACCGACAGAUGCCUAAAGUGGAGUACAGGAAAAUCCAGAUUGACGAUUAUAACUUGCCCAUUCAGAUCCUCAAGCCCGCCACCUUCACCGACACUGCCCACUACCCCUUGCUCCUGGUGGUGGAUGGCACCCCGGGGAGCCAGAGCGUGGCUGAGAAGUUUGAGGUGACCUGGGAAACGGUGAUGGUGAGCAGCCACGGAGCCGUGGUGGUGAAGUGUGACGGCCGAGGCAGCGGCUUCCAAGGAACCAAGCUCCUGCACGAAGUGAGGAGAAGGCUGGGCUCCCUGGAGGAGAAGGACCAGAUGGAGGCUGUGCGGACGAUGCUGAAAGAGCAGUACGUUGACAAAACGCGUGUGGCUGUGUUUGGGAAGGAUUAUGGUGGGUACCUGAGCACUUACCUCCUCCCGGCGAAGGCUGAAAACCAAGGUCAGAUUUUCGCCUGUGGCUCUGCCCUCUCUCCAAUAACAGACUUCAAGCUCUACGCAUCUGCAUUUUCCGAGAGGUACUUGGGCCUCCAUGGACUUGACAACAGAGCGUAUGAGAUGACCAAGGUGGCCCACCGAGUGUCAGCGCUGGAGGAACAGCAGUUUCUGAUCAUUCACGCAACCGCCGAUGAAAAAAUCCAUUUCCAGCACACCGCAGAACUCAUCACACAGCUAAUUAAGGGAAAGGCUAAUUACAGCUUACAGAUUUACCCAGACGAAAGCCAUUACUUUAGCAGCACCUCCCUCAAACAGCACCUCUACCGCUCCAUCAUCAACUUCUUCGUGGAAUGCUUCAGGAUCCAGGACAAACUCCCGACAGCCACAGCGAAAGAGGAGGAGGAGGAGGACUGACCACGAGCCGGCCCUAAGCACAACGUAGCUCUUCCUAGAACGGUGUACCACUGGGAACCCCUGCCUCCCUCUCCCGCAGAGGGCUGGGGUGGGGGCACGAAGUGUUAUCAUUCCAUAGCAUGUGUGUCUCGGGUCCUGAAGGCAGUUCUGCUUCCAAAACAAGCUCCUUCCCGGGUGGAGAUGUGUCGUCGCUCACGAGGGCUUCCGCGGAGCCUGGAACCAUCGCAGCAUCGCCGCCCCCUGGCCCCAGAGUGACUAGUGCAUCCCACGGCCCCUCCCCAAGGAACAGCGUGAAGGAAGGAUGGCAGUGAAGAAACUGGCCCUUAAAUUGAAGCUGUUGAGCAGUAGCAUUAAGACCCACCCUCUGGUAGAGGGCCACGUCCACAUUAGCAGCAUCGCAUCCUGUCUGAUAUAACCACGCCAUGGAACAACUAUAGCACAAUUAUUUUAACAGUACUUGUUCAUAGAUCGGCUUGCUCCUUUCUGUAAUUAGGAGAUUCCACAUUUAAGGGGCUGUACAAAAUGUUACUGUAACUCUGCUAAUGGUUAACCUUAUGGAAUUAAUUCGUAUUUUUCUAUGGUUUUUACCUGACACUGUCUCUGGUCAUGGGGUUGUUUGCUGUGCUGUUUUUUCCUUUGUUUUGCUUUGUUUUCUUCAGUCAAUGUGCAGGCUUUGCUCUUGUUUGAAUGAAGAAACAGAUCAGAAGUAACUAACCGCUCUCUCCUCAAGGUGGUCUUCAGACUCUGCGGAGACAAUUCAAAACACUGAGGGGAAAAAACAUCCAAUACGAUUCACUAAAAAAAAAAUCCUAAAUAAAACCUCUCUCCCACCCAGCUGCAUCAGGGUUUGGCUUAGAUUCGCAUUGUCCGUUUACAUAUGUCCUUCAACCCAUCCUCUUCCUCCUUGAUGAGUUGUCAAGUCUUUCAGAUGAUGUUUGGUUACAAAACAUAAAAAGACAAAGCGUUGACUCCACCCCCAGGUCUGUCACACGUGCUUGGGUGACAGGAAGCCUUGAGGAAAGUGUGGGCAUGUGCUGGUGUCGCCUCCCGUCCUGGCGAUGGCUCGGUGCCCUCCCUGCCACGUGCAGGUGGCCACGUCAAUGCUCCACACUAGCCUGUAAGAGUCCCUCUGACUGAAUGUGCAGCAGCGUCCCUAGUGUCUAUUUCCUUCUGUUGUAUGUAAGGACAGGAAUGUGAGUCAGGAACGGUGCCGCUGUCCCUGCCCACCACCCCCCCCCCCCCGUUCCAUUUGCAUGCCGACACUCUGGCUGAUCUGUGCUCUCGGGCAGUGCUAGUUCGAAAUAUAUCGAUUACCAUCUUUUCCUCUGGAGCUUGUUGACAACCUGAAUGUCGGUACUGAUUUCUCCAGCUUCCGGUCCUGCUGGGGGCUCCUUGACGUCUUGUCAGCAGAGAAAAUACGUCCGUGUCUCUUUUUGGGAUUUGGGGGUUUUGGUUUCAUCCACACGAGUUUUGAACGUCCGUUGUAGUUAGUUUGCUCAGAAGAUCUCCAUCACAGGAUUUCUUUAGGGUGAUCCGUCCCCGUUGGUGAGAAGGAUCAACAUGCUGACCCACAGGACCACUCUGAAUGCUACAUGAUCAUGCUUCUGCUAUUUCAGUGGCCUUGACUGACUGCAAAGCCAACUAGGUCUGAGGGGAAGCCAGCUCUGGCCACAGUCUGUAGGAGGGAAGUGAGAAUGUGGCAUGGUAGUGUUUGUUCAUCCAUGGAAUAAAACAUUAUUUUACCACUCGGA
Messenger RNA from Diceros bicornis minor, 5198 nucleotides. RefSeq names its product dipeptidyl peptidase like 6 (gene DPP6). Bases 1036 to 3447 code for a protein of 803 amino acids. Lineage: Eukaryota; Metazoa; Chordata; Mammalia; Perissodactyla; Rhinocerotidae. The record is from RefSeq and is a predicted model, not a curated record. Gene Ontology annotation, biological process: proteolysis. Gene Ontology annotation, molecular function: dipeptidyl-peptidase activity; serine-type peptidase activity. The transcript has 26 exons.